GGCUUCCUUUUACUCUUUCGUCUGACCUGAAGAACAACCAGAACAAGGCUUCGUCUACCUUUGCGUCGGCGCCAAUCUUGGGGGGAAACAUGGUGGAUCGACGCCGCCGCCGGGAGCGGCAUAACUGGUCCACCUUUGAGCUAAACGCCGCCAUCGCCCUGAUAUGCAAGGGCAAGCACAAGGUGCGGCCCAGCAGCAACAGCGGGUUCGCCUUCGAGCUCAACAAGGCGCUCAACUCGCAGCGGGCCAACUUCCACGAGGGCGACAUGGACGAGGCCGACAUCGAGGACCUGCUGCGGUUCCUGCUGGCCGAGAGCAAGCCGGCCGUCGCCUACGCCGAGCGCGCCGCGCCCGCCUGCAUCACGCGCGCCAAGCGCAUGGCAUUCAAGCGCCGCAUCGACUUUUCGGGCUCCGAGGCCGAGUGGGUCGCCGGCGGUCGGAGGGACGCCGUCAUGGGCCGCCCGCCGGGCCGGGGCCGCCGUCGGGCCGAGCUGCCGUCGCUGCGGGCCAAGGGGGGCGGCGAGGGCGAGGGCGAGGGCGAGGACGGCGGGGACGAGGCUGGGGGGCCUGAUGGGCUUGAGAUGGGCGAGCUAAGAGAGCGUGGCCCCCAAGGACCCAUCAUGCUCAACCUCCCGUCCCUGCGCGAGGCUGUUGGUGAAGUCUACCACACGUCCAACCCCGGCAACUCGCACCUGUGGAACACACAGGGCAGCAACAUCACCCUUCCCCCGCUGAAGGACCAGCCAUGGGCUAGCUACGGUAGUGGAGGUGGGCAGCCUUCCCUCCAGAGGCGUGAGCCCAACCGUGCCACGGAAGCCCUUCCGAGCCUGGCCGCUGCUGUUGCAGGAAAUGCCAAAGACGGCCUUGGCGGCAGAGCACAGCAGGGCCUGACGAGUCGUCUAGGUGACGGCCAUGCAACAGCGGCAGCGGCUGCUGGUGGGACAUAUCCCUCGCCAUACAUGUCGGUGAAUACCGACGACCGAAUCAGCAGCCGUCACAACAGCCGUCACAGCAUGGCCCCAAGCCCUUUGUUCCAAAACAUCGGCGUCGGUGAUGAUGUGUCCGGAGGAGGUAUGGGCGGCAGUAGCAGCGGGCGGCGGGCGACCUGGGGCAACGUCAUGUCGUUGCCCGUGGGACCAGGUGGCUACGGUGAGAAGUCUCGGCCGGGACCGUCGGGGGCGUCCACUCACGGCGCCCAGGCGACACGGUGGACUUCUGAUGCCAUGGGCAACGUGAUGGGCACCACCUCGGCUGCUUCCACUGGUCAUGGGCCCUCUUCGGGCAACGGACAGGGCUUAUGGUCAGGCGAUGGUACCUCCCACGUAGCCAAUGUGGGGGGCCGCCGAGACCAGCCUGAUAGACUCUACGACGCCAGCACAGCAGGAGCACAUGAUCCAGUCGUGCCCGGCAGCAACAGCUUCGACACUCUGCACUCUGCCCAGCCCAUGGCGAGGCCCAAUGCCGCGGCUGGACCCUCGUCGCCGUCCUUGUCUGCCGAUUGGGGCGGCAACGCGCAGUACGACUCCGGCUCAUAUCGAAACCCAGGAGUGACGAAUACCGAGGCGCAGCAGCUGCAGUACAAGCCCGACGGCCGAUAUGGAAGCAGCGGUGCGACCACGUCCUCUCGCGGUGGCGCAUCCGCUGCUGCAUGUGGGAUCGAAAGCGGCAGGUCGUACCCUGCUGCUGCCCAUGCUGCCCAUGCUGACCCUCCUCCUCGUCCUCCUGUCGGUGCCGCUGCUGCGGGCCCUAGCGGCGGCAACGUGGCCGAGGCCUCGAGCUCCACCGCUCAGGGAGGAGGCUGGAGACCAGUCACUGGCGCUGGUGGCUACACGGCGGGCGAUGAGCAACAGGAGACUGCCUUGCCGGCGUCGCAGGCUGUCACACCCCAGCCCCGGCAGCAGUAGCCUGAAAGGCGCGCGCCCCUCAUGAGGAGACACGAGGGACGGCGCCUCGCACAGCAGCAGCGGUGUGUCGCCCCCCCGGGGGCAGAUUUUUUUUUUCUGUUCUUUGCGACACCGCCCCGGUAAAAGAGGAGAGGGGGGAGAUACGGUUAUGCUAUCUUCACCAUGAUUGGCGGCUCUUGGGGGCCCUGUGACGGGGAUAAUGUAAGGGAGAGGGCAACUACGGAUAGAGUUAGGUCGUGAUGUAUGCAGUCUCUUAACAUGCAAGAAGGG
This is a messenger RNA of Gaeumannomyces tritici R3-111a-1, 2174 nucleotides long. RefSeq lists its product as hypothetical. NCBI's taxonomy places the organism in Eukaryota, Fungi, Ascomycota, Sordariomycetes, Magnaporthales, Magnaporthaceae. The coding region runs from base 90 to 1904 and encodes 604 amino acids. The transcript is spliced from 3 exons. The record is from RefSeq and is a predicted model, not a curated record.